AUGAAAAUAAUAUUGUAUAUUGUAUGUUUUACCAUUGUCUUUGCCUAAGAAUAUAAAACAAUUUACACUGCAUUUGAAGGCUCAAAUUAUAAUGAUGAUGGUAAACCCACAAAAUAAAAUUAGGCUGGUUUAUUUACUAUUCAUAUGGCGGCAAAUAUCAAGUUUGUCAUGGUGAAAAAUUAUUGGGUGGGUUCUCCACGUUUGGAGCAAAUUCCUUAAUUUCUAAACAAUUUAAGCUUCCACCUCAUUAUUCUGUAAGAGUUUAAGUUAGAUUCUGGAAGUAUUGCAAUCAUUAGUUUUCAGAAUCGAUAGUUGGGAUGCAGAGACUUUUUUAUUAAUGGUUGAUUAAGGUUAAUACUAGGAUAAAUAUUUUACUGACACUGGAGGAGAUUAUUGUGGCUGGACAUCAAUAGUUGCUAAUGAUUUUCCAGUUAAUAUUGAAAUUUAAGUUUCACACUAUUCAUCAUUGCUUACUAUAAUAAUGACUUCAAAUUUAGAUGAAGUUGCAUAUAAUGUAUUAAUGUUAAUAUUCUAGGAAUCAUGGGGAAUAAAUACUUUCAUAUUAGGAAUAUUACAAUGUCCUUAAGAGUGUUUAAGUUGUGAGGAUUCAACAUCUAAUUGCAUUAUUUGGAGUAAUUUAGCAUCAUAUUGGCAAAAUUCAAUGAUCGAUGAUGGAUGGUUAAUUAAUGGCAACGAACCGUUGUCAUCAAGUAUUUGUGGAGGUAUUGAAAUUGCUGGUGGAUAUCCCGUAUUAUAAUAAGGGCAUUAAAUAGAAAACCGUUUAUAAGAUUUACCUAUUCAUUUUCAAAUUAAAAUUGUAUUUAAAGUGUGGGUAAUUGGUGAUUGGUUAAAUGAAAUUUUUGCACUAUAAAUUGAUAAUAAUAGUGUGUAUUCUCUACAAAUCGAAAACACUAAUCUCCCUUUUAUUUGUGGUGGUAUCAAACAAAAAGUUAAAAUAAUAAAUGUUUAAAGCAUUACUUCCCAUACUUCUGAAGAAAUAAAUAUGGUUUUGUCAGCAACUCAAACUCCAGGAAAAAUUGCCUCUUGGGGGAUUUCAUCUUUAGAUUUAUAUAUAGCCAAAUGCUCAAACGGUUGUCAAGUUUGCUACGGAAUAAAAGAAACUGAAUGCAAUAUUUGUAUUAAAAAAUGGGGCUUUUAUUAAAAUAAAUGUAUUCCUGGUAUUUAUUUUUAUUUACAUUAGCUCCUUCUAUAGAGUGUAGUCAUAUCCAAAUUAUUUAAGUCAAUGAUUUAAAUUUAAGCUUUAAAAAUUCAUUUCAAAUAAAAAUAGAUGAAGUGAAUAAAAAUAUUACAGAUGAUGGCAAUAUAAAUGUAAUUGUGGGUGAACAAAUUCCCACUAUUACUUUUAAAAUUUCUGUUAAAUGUUAAGAAAACAAUACGAUUGACAGUUUUUUCAGAAAUUGUAAUUAAUGUUAAUAUGAUUAAUAUUAAUUUUCAAAUAAAUGUUCUCAUGGUAGUAAUGUUUUAUUAUACAAUUCAACAUUUAAGUAGGUCAUAGAAUCUGAAAAAGAAUUGAUAAUUAGAGUUUCAUAAAAAAGAUUAGAAAUUGUUCAACUAUCAUUAGAAAAUUAAACAGUGAGAGAAAUUUUAAUAAUCAAAAUUGAUAUUUUAACAGGCUGA
This is a messenger RNA of Paramecium pentaurelia, 1638 nucleotides long. The record is from the annotation of a GenBank genome assembly. NCBI's taxonomy places the organism in Eukaryota, Ciliophora, Oligohymenophorea, Peniculida, Parameciidae.